AUGGGCGGCGUCAUUGGAAUGGGCGUUGCUUCAGUUGGAGCAAGCGGUGUACAAUGGGUCGGCAAGGGGUCCGGAACAGGCGUGAUCAAUGCUGGUGUUGUCCAAGUCUUCCUCGCUUGGAUCUUGGCUCCCGGUAUUGCUGCGUGCUUUGGUGCGAUUAUCUUCCUCAUUACAAAAUUUGGUGUGAUGCUACGAAAGAACCCGGUUUACAAGGCACUUUUCCUCGUUCCUAUCUAUUUCGGCAUCACCGCGGCUCUCCUAACCAUGUUGCUCCUGUGGAAGGGCGGCAGCUAUACGGUGACCCUGAACAAUGCUGAGAUCGUCGGCACUAUCAUUGGCGUAGGUGCCGCAUGGGCAUUGGUGGUCGCAAUCUUUUUCUGCCCUUGGCUUUACCGCAAAGUCAUCAAGGACGACUGGCAGCUCAAACUAUGGCAUGUGCCACUUGGUCCUCUUCUUCUGCGACGAGGUGAUCCGCCGCCACCACCAGCCGACUGGCACGGUGGUAUUCGAAAUUACUAUGAAGGUCAUCUUACUAAAGAAGAAUUGGAGGCUCGACGGGCGCACCAAGCUGGUGUCCGAAUAGUCAAUGAUGAGGAAGCCGCUGCACCUGGACAGGAGAAGCAGAUCAAUCCAGAUGACAAUACUUCAACAGAUGCGGACCCAUAUGAGCAUGUCCCAGAAUCCCACAAGAAAAUUGUUGGACCUAAACCGGAGGGCGCUUGGUACAAUGGAUCGGUGUUAUUCUGGUAUGUCAAAUACGCGCUUUUCCGUGGUGUCGACAAGGAUGUUGUCAACAUGCAGAAAAAGAAAGAUAUUCUUUCGGGAGACGUUGAGGAGAUGCAUGCCCGUGCGGCUCACUACAACAACAAAGCCGAGUACAUGUACAGCUUUCUCCAAGUCAUGACUGCUUCAACCGCAUCCUUCACACAUGGCGCCAACGACAUCUCUAAUGCUAUUGGCCCUUAUGCCACAAUUUAUCAAAUUUGGAACGAGGGAACUCUUCCAGAAACGGGCAAGUCGCAUGUACCAAUUUGGAUUCUAGUCUUUGGUGGUUCGGCCCUUGCCAUUGGUCUCUGGACUUACGGCUACAACAUCAUGAAGAACCUGGGUAAUCGCAUCACCCUUCACUCACCUUCCAGGGGUUUCUCCAUGGAGUUGGGCUCUGUCAUUACCAUUGUCAUGGCUACACGUCUGAAGCUACCCAUCUCCACUACUCAGUGUAUUACCGGUGCUACCGUCGGUGUCGGCCUGUGCAAUGGUGAUUGGAGGACAAUCAAUUGGCGUAUGGUCGCUUGGAUCUACGGUGGUUGGAUCAUCACGCUCCCAGUCACAGGUAUCCUGUCUGGGGUACUUAUGGGCUUGGUCAUCAAUGCUCCUCGCUGGGGAUUCCAGGGUUAA
Molecule: messenger RNA, 1398 nt
Organism: Phaeoacremonium minimum UCRPA7
Lineage: Eukaryota; Fungi; Ascomycota; Sordariomycetes; Togniniales; Togniniaceae
Product: putative phosphate-repressible phosphate permease protein
Exons: 2
Coding region: 1-1398 (465 amino acids)
Biological process (GO): phosphate ion transmembrane transport
Cellular component (GO): membrane
Source: RefSeq, a predicted model, not a curated record